AAGUAAAAAUUAUUAGUCCCAGGAGACAGUUGUUGAUUAAUUAAAUGUAAGCUUUAUAAACGUACGGUACAAAAUCUUCGGAGGCUAUAAUAGGGUGAUGGCUGCUGUGCCGGGUGGGUUGUUGUUUUUUUUUUUUCUCUUUCAACCCCGAUUCUGCCACCCCCGCUCCGCAGCCUUGCGUCAUCAGUCUGGCGCACAUGUCAGGCAAGCAACUCGAGGGCUUUAUAAGCCGGUGCAUUCUAAGAUCGGCUGAGAUUUGUUUUAAAAUUCAUCUACCUUUCAUUUCCCUUUUAGCCUGCUUAGCAGGCAAGUCGACAUCAGUUGAGAGGAAACGAUAUUGUCGGUUCUAAAAGACUAAAAAGGUUCGAUCUGAUUUGAAAGGGCAAUAAUUUUUGUCAAGGAUGCCAUUUGCCACAAGCACACCAGCCAAAAAGCAUGGAACUUCUGAUGACUCUAGAGUCAGCAUCGAGCUUGAUGAAACAGCAGAGCAUGAGAAUAUGCUGAGUGCUGAAGGUGGUGACAACUGCACUCAAACAACCAGCAUCACUCUUGAUGAUGAAUUCACAAGCUCACAAGUCAAAAGGCCUAUGGUGCCAGAUGAUUCUGGAGUCAUCAUUGAGCUUAAUGAGACAGCAGCAGAGUGUGAAAAAAUGUUAGAUAAUGAUAACAGCAACACCAUAAUAACAGAGACAGAAGAAUCAGAUAUCACCAGCACUGCAUCAUGGUUAAUUUCCAUCCACUCCUCUAUUUCAAGCUUCUUUUUAGACAAGUCUUCUAUGCUAAAAAAGGUGUUUGUAGCUGUAGUGGUUGCUUUGUGCUUCGCUUACUUUGCUGCAUCCAUUGUGUUCCACAUCAUUGACUUCUGCCCAGAGCGUCGUGACAUAACACCUCUUGUUGCUGUGACCUGUGUGGGUCUGUUUUUGGGUGUCAUGACAUUCAUGUCUUCCCACUUUGGUCAUGACAUUCAGCAGAAAGUGCUGGUGCCUGUACAUACGGUCAUCAGACGUCAUUGGAAUUUUCUGAAAUGGGUGGUGGUGGUUGUGCCUCUGGCAGGCAUUGUUGCCAUUAUCAUUGGCACUGUCUACAACCAUCCAAGGAACCUCCUGUCUCUCGCAGGCUUGGCCACCUUCUUUCUUUUACUCUUCAUCUUCUCUGCACAUCCAACAAGAGUGAACUGGCGUCCUGUGAUUGGUGGCUUCAUUCUGCAGUUUUACUUCGCUGCUCUGAUUCUCAAGUGGGAAAUGGGCUACAAUAUGUUCCGUUUCAUGGGAGAGGAAGCUCGUAAAUUUCUUGCAUUCACUGAUAUUGGAUCCAGAUUUGUCUUUGGUGAUAAAUUCACAGACCACAUCUUCGUGAUGCAAGUGUUGCCUGUCGUCAUGUUUUUCAGCUGUGUUAUUACAAUGUUGUAUCACCUAGGCAUCAUGCAGGCCAUCAUCGGCAAGAUUGCACUAGUCAUGCGCUGUACACUGGGUACCACCGCAGCAGAAUCACUCUGUGCAGCAGGCAACAUUUUUGUCGGCCAGACGGAAGCACCUAUCAUGAUCAGACCCUUCUUGUCACUGAUGACCAAGUCUGAGCUCCAUGCUGUUAUGGUUGGUGGAUUUGCCACCAUUGCAGGGGGUGUUCUGGCAGCAUAUAUUAAGUUUGGAAUUCCUGCAGAGCAUCUGCUAUGUGCAUCUGUCAUGAAUGCACCCUGUUCCCUGGCUGUGUCAAAACUAUUAUAUCCAGAGACAGAAAAGAGCAAGAUCUCAAAUGUGAAUGCUGUGGUGAAGACAAAAGGGAAGUACUCAAACUUGCUGGAGGCAGCGGCAGCAGGCGCAUCACAGUCCAUAGCAUUGGUGGCGAACAUUGCAGCCAACCUAAUUGCAUUCAUUGCUUUGUUGGCAUUUGCCAAUGCUGUCAUUGCAUGGCUUGGUGGGUUUGUCUGCCUCCCUGACCUUUCCUUUGAGAAAAUCUGUCACUACCUGUUAAUGCCCUUGGUCUACCUGAUGGGUGUCCGGUGGGAGGAUGCUGGUCAGGUGGCAGAGCUAAUUGCCGUGAAGACAUUCCUUAACGAAUUUGUUGCAUAUGAGAAGUUGUCUGUGUUCAUCAAGGCAAGGAAUGAGUGCAACCUUGACUACCACAUUUUGUCACCACGAUCAGUGACCAUUGCCACAUAUGCCUUGUGCGGCUUUUCCAACCUGAGUUCCAUUGGAAUAAUGCUGGGUGGUCUCGGACCCAUGGCACCUGACCGAACUAGGGACAUGGCACAUGUUGUUGUGAGGGCGCUCUUUGGUGGAGUCAUUGUUUGCUUAAUCACAGCAUGCACUUCAGGGUUGCUGGUCCCCGAGGCAUCAUUAGAUCUUGAGGCUUGUAUGUCUGCUAUGAGAAAUGAAACCCUAACAAGUCAAGUCUUUCAAGACAAUGUCACUGAUGUUACACUGGGGCUUACUACAAUCAAUAUUGGGGCUUUUGCAUGAAAAAGAGGCAAAAGCAGCAUGAAAUGUAGGAAAUAAGGAGAGUUAUGCCAGAAAAGGAUGCAUGUUUUCUGUAUCACUGACAUUGUUUGUAUGUGAUUUUUUUUUUUUAAACAAGGGAGUGACAUUGGUUGCAACACAUAUCACUAGGUUAGCAGUUGAAUUGCUGGUGCUAUUUUCACAUUCUGGCAUUAUUUAUGGGAUGUUAAAAUGAACCACUGUUCAAAUUUAUUGAGCCACAGAGAGGUGUUUCACAGAAUGAAUGCUCAGAUUUUCACUAAACUCAGUUUUACCACUGCCAUGCACCAGAAGUUCCAACUUUUUGUUGGUGAUGCAUUUCCUAUAAAUUGUGUGAAACAUUCAUUUCUAAAUGAGACAAGGUCAAGUUGGGUAAUUAAAAUCUGCAAUUAAAAAAAAGGUGUCAUUCAUAAGAAAUUCCAUGUUUUCCAAGUAACCAGUUGAAAGAGUAAGCCCAGACUUGUUGGCGAUGUAAUAGGUCCUGGUCUGAAUGUUACUUUGACAACAAGGCAUUGAAAAUAAUUUUUAAUAAAGGUACACAUAAAUCAACCUAAAUUCUUUUGACGUCACUUAAAAUUUCAGCCUCUACAAGAGCUUAGAGCACCUGCUUUUGAAGAUGUGCCAUACAGCAAACCUACUAUUGUGACAUCUUGAGAAUUAAAGUUUUGACCUACUGUUCAAAGGGAAGAUGAAUAACAGUGUUCAAAGACUUGUAUCUCACAAGUUAUUUGCUCAGAUUUGGGGAAAUAGUAUUUUGAGGUGAGCCCUGGUCUGGUAUUUGAAGAUAAUUUUCACUUGAACUGACCUUUAAAGAAUGUACUAAAUGUUUGUGUCUUUAUCUGAUGGUAAACCUGUAAAUUAAUGGCUUCCAUAGUUUCUCACUUUUACCCGGUGUAGAGAACAGGGACAAAACUGUUCAACUCUUUAGACAGGCUCAUUGUGUUUUGUGCUGACUUGCAUGCAUAAUAUAAAAUGUAGAUGUGCAAAGAAAUAUCAGUCUACAUGGUGCAAGUUAGUUUAACAUAAAGAAUUAACUUGCUACUUUUGUGAAGGUAUCCCACCAUAUGUGCUCAUAAUAUACCAAAGGUAAUAUACUUUAUGUGCAAUGUUUGAACCUGCAGAUGGUUAUUUAUCUUGUCAAUAAUAGAAUCCACAAAAUUGCAUGGGGAGCCUAAAAUAUACAGCUCCUCAAUGGUCUCAAUGGCAGCAUUAUGUACUAACAUUUUACAACCUCAGCACAGCCAUAUGAAAAAAUGCAAUAUUGGUUUCUUUGCUUGAAGGUAGAAGGUGUAGUUGUAAUGGCAGUUUGGUCAAAUUUUAACACAUAUUCUACCCAUUAACAUAUCCAAGACUGAAAAAAAGAAUGUGCUUGCAAUGAACAUUCCACAUAUACUGAGGAUGCACAGGAAGUUAUAGGUCAUGUGUACCAGGGCAAAGUACCAAUAACUGAAACAAUAGGUGCCAACACCGUGUAAUAUUCAAAAUCAAUAAUAUAUUUUAUCAUAUGCCCUUAGCUUAGUGAGGGAUUUCUAUUUAUAAAUUAAAAAUUUUAUUUAUUCUUGUUUUGGAUUUGUAAGUAGAAAUAAAUUUGUGCUGCUUCUGCUAUUUAAGCAUUUUAUGACAGCAGUUGGAUUUCUUUAGGGGCUGGAGAAGUGGCGAGAUAGCAAUAUUGCAUGUUUUAUUUAUCAAUACAUUAUUGUUCCCUAAAUUAAACAUGAAGACCAUCAAUGGAUUUUAAGUUUAGUACACACCCUAUUGUUUCUUUUGAGUAUUUUAUGGUGUCUUAUUCUUCAAAGUACACCGCAUUUGUGUGCCAUUUGAUUAUUUUGCUGGUUUUAUUUUAUUUUUUUGUUUGCUUGCUGACUUUAUUAGACAGCAUUUACUUAUUGUCCUAAAAAGAGGCUGUUUCUUACUGCUGCUGUUUUCUGUUUGUUUUUUUGUUCCUAUUGGAUGUGUGUCCAUUGGCUUAUAAACUUAUCUUUGACUGUCCAGAGGUUUCUAGAUUGAAUUUACAGCUUUAUGACAGAUUGAUAUUUCUUUCUAUAAUAAUCAUUUGGUUUUUAUCAUGGUUAUAGUCUUUAAGAUGAAAAAUUGUUAAGAACCCUGAACAGUACUUCUGAUCUUGAAUUUAAGUACAUAUUAAUUUUCAUUACUUU
Molecule: messenger RNA, 4630 nt
Organism: Pomacea canaliculata
Lineage: Eukaryota; Metazoa; Mollusca; Gastropoda; Architaenioglossa; Ampullariidae
Product: solute carrier family 28 member 3-like
Exons: 14
Coding region: 402-2459 (685 amino acids)
Biological process (GO): nucleoside transmembrane transport
Cellular component (GO): membrane
Molecular function (GO): nucleoside:sodium symporter activity
Source: RefSeq, a predicted model, not a curated record